Arctia plantaginis is the source of this 525-nucleotide messenger RNA. Lineage: Eukaryota; Metazoa; Arthropoda; Insecta; Lepidoptera; Erebidae. The record is from the annotation of a GenBank genome assembly.
AUGCUUGCUCAUGUGGCGCAAUUUGAUGGGCGUAUACAGAGGUUGGCGUUUACUACCGAAGUAAGCAACAGGAACAAGCUGCAGUGUGAACUUCAAGCGUUUUCGUUUUUGAAAAGGAAAACUUCGAUGGGAAACUCUACCGAGGCCGCUCCAGAUUUCAAGCGAAAGUUUCAGUCGACAACGGUGAAAUGUCACAACUGCGGUAAAAUAGGUCACCGAGCGUCCGAUUGCCGUUCCAGAAGUGAGGUGAAAGGCAAGGCAACCAGUGCUGCCACUUCAGCAUCAAGCUCUUCGGGACCGAGGCAGCGUUCGGACAUCAUCUGUUUCAGAUGCGGCAACGCCGGACAUUUUGCUACGAAAUGUCCACGUGGCAAUAGUGGAGGAGCUGGCGUGGCAGGAGGCGCUAGCAGUUCCGGAGCUGUGCCUGCAGCAGCGGCGAGUAACGAGAGGCGUGUGGAAGUUUGCUAUGUUAGCAAUCCCAGCGUCACGCUGAUGAACACAGUGGUGUGCCUAGAUCCCGGGUAA